Monascus purpureus is the source of this 1207-nucleotide messenger RNA. The record is from the annotation of a GenBank genome assembly. NCBI's taxonomy places the organism in Eukaryota, Fungi, Ascomycota, Eurotiomycetes, Eurotiales, Aspergillaceae.
AUGCCGAUUGAUAGUUGGCCGAUGAGUGCGAUUGCGAUCAGCCAUGUGACAUUGCAUCUUGGGAUGGGGAAGAGUGGAGGUGGCAACAGUCUGAUGAAUAUGGGACAGGAUGAAACUCGGAAUGAUGAUGAUCAUGAUAGAGGUGGGAUUGACCAGCGGAUACAGAAGUUGCGACUUUGGAAUCACUUAUGCCUGACCCAUAUCCAGUUCUCUAUAGGAAACGGUCGUCAGUCCAUGGUCCAGCAAAAGUUCAUCGAUCACUGCACCGGAUUGCUGCAAUUGCAAUCAUUGAGGACUAACUCCCAUAUGGAUUCAUAUGUCGAUGAUUGCCGACUUGUUGCUGAAGUCAUGCUGUACUGGAAGACGGACCAGUUGCUGAAAGACGUCCAGGUGCAGCAGCCAGUUUCAAGUGGAGAAUGCAAGAUUGCAAUAUCUCUACCGGCAUUAACUACAGAUUGUGGGGAUGAAAAAUUGGUGUUUACUGAAUUGGCGGCAUGGCGAGCAGAAUGGGGAUAUCUUCUAGACGAGCAUGACGCUGCUUCAGUACGCCUGCACUUUAGCUAUUUGCACUGCUACCUGCUGCUCUACCGUGUCUCACUGCGCCCUACGGCCAACACAAACACCUGUGAAUCGCAGCAUCUCCUCUCCGCUGCUCUGCGUACUUCCCGCGCCAUCCUGUCUCUCUUCCAAUCGCUUGAGCUAUAUUCUGCACCAGCACCAACUCCUCACCCCCGUACAUCCAGCUCCAGCUUGCAAGGUGCAACCUCAAUACUAGACUUACCUGAUCAUUACUUCUUCAUCACCAUUUACGCUGCCUUAACGCCGUGCAAGUUCACCAUCCACGAUCGUCUUAUUACGUCUACGCAAGGAUGUUUGCUGCGCAUCGCUCCUAAUGACGAGCAUAUUGCCUCUCGAUUUGGAAUGGUGCUUGACGUUAGAAAGAAGGCCGCCGCAGCUACUAGUAUUAUUGCUUAUCAUGAUGUUUCUGGAACGGAGCAUUCAGUAGGCAAAUCAAACGAUAUCAGCUCCGAUGGAGUUCUAGCUGUCUCUGAGGAGGGAGCAAGUCCCGUACUAGCGGCAGACACCCAUCCGACUGAUCAUACAACCAUUUCUGCUAUCAGGGGCGGUGAAGAAUCAGUGCAUACUACCAUGUGGGAUUUGGAAUUCGUCGCUGCUAAAUAACAGCUAUUCCUGGGACGUUUUUAUG